Molecule: messenger RNA, 2159 nt
Organism: Cephus cinctus (wheat stem sawfly)
Lineage: Eukaryota; Metazoa; Arthropoda; Insecta; Hymenoptera; Cephidae
Product: coiled-coil domain-containing protein 61
Exons: 9
Coding region: 1006-2061 (351 amino acids)
Cellular component (GO): centrosome
Source: RefSeq, a predicted model, not a curated record
AAUCAAUUUUAUUUUGGCGUUGACGUGCCACUUGAACGGAGAGCAAUUGAAACAUACCUACGUCUUUUGAUUGGUUGAGUAUAUCUACCAAAUAUACCUCAAGCAAACUCCAAGCGUGGGUAAUAACGGAAAUAUGUUUCCCGACUUAUUUACUACGGAUCUAAACAAUACAUGAUUGUUUCUGACUAUGUAUAUUUUAUUAUAUUAUAUACAUACAAUAAAUAUAUAAAUCAGCGAGCGUUUCUCCUUCUCGAGCGCUCGUGAAUGACAAAACGGGCAGAUGAAACAUAACCAUAAGUUGGAAGCGAGUAUUUACAUGAAAAACGUACCGGCCUCUGCGGGCACGUGGGCCCUAGCAUUCAUGAGGUACCGGAUUUGCGCUUAGGUAUUAUUAUUUUGUUUUUCUUUAAUCAGACCAUACUGCGACCACGAACAUAUUGAAAAAAUAUCAUUCAUCGUCAUAUCGGUUGCAGUCCCCGCUUAUAUGAAAUAGGGCUACACUUCUACUAAUGAAAUGUGUACUUGUUCUAUGAAAUUGUUGGUCUUUUAUUGGUAUUAUUAAAUUUCUUUUUUUGGUAUUACAGUAAUUAAAAAAUUUAGUGAUGGAACCAGAGAUGAAUACUAGUACUAGUACUCAUCUCUGAACAGUUUUUCGAAAAAUCAAAAAUAAAAUUUAAACCUUGAAGCUGGCUUUUUAACACAUCGAAUACGGUUUUCCCUCAAUAGAACAAGCAAAAAUAUAAGUCGAAGUUAUAUUGCUAAUUUCACAUUGAUUCGUCCAGCGCCAAACUGACGUGCGCACAUAAAUCAUAAUCGCAGCACCAUCUUAUUGGUGAAUUAUUUUAUACAUAUGUCACACCAUGGCCCACAGGAGUGUCAACCCAUAACCAAUUUACGACUUCCAAGGGAAGUUUUUGUAGUCCGCGACAUCCGGGAAUAACGUUUAUUCGUUCCAGCGAUCCACCGCUUGUUUUUGAAAAAACUUUUAUUGCGCGAACCCGGGCGAUGAAUGAAACUAGCCCAAAUCUAGUAACUACUUAUACCUUCAAAGGUGGAAAAGAACACAUCGUAAAGAUGAGAGUCACUGCAUACAAAGGAGGUUGUCAGCGGAGUUUGGAACUUACUGUCACCGAUAAAUAUACAGCAGAAGAUUGGCAAUCUUCAUACGAUACUGCUUAUAUUGAAAAUUUAACACACAAGACAGGAAAUUAUAAACAAUUUGAUAUAUUCGUCAACAUGCUACAGUCUGGAUUAUUGAAGACCAGUGAAUGUGUAAGUCUUGAUCUUCUCACCUUUAAGGAUCUUGAACUAUUACGUUCUCGUAGAAUCGAAGGUAGUUCGAACUCAUCCACCCUAAACCACAAGACCAGCAAUCGGCGUUAUCUCAUUUUAACAUAUACAGUAGAAUUUGAUCGAAUCCAUUAUCCAUUGCCAUUGGAAUACUGCGGUCCACCAGAUCCAGCUAUUUUGCAAGCGACCAUCAGAAGACUAGAAGCAGAAGUGGAGAAACUUCAGAAUACUGGAAUAAAUCGGGAUUUUCAGAGACGAAUAGAGCAAUUGACGAUUGCUAAUAAAAAAUUGGUGGAGGAAAACCGAAAUUUUGCUAGUGGCGGUAAAGGAGUUCGUCGGUUACUCGCUGCAAUAAAGACCUUGGAGAAUAGUGUGGCUGAAGAGCGGGCAAAUUUUCGAGCCCGUAUUAAAAAGUUGCGAGCAGAGAAUUUAGCACUGACAUUGAAAUUACAUCACAAUGAAUUAGCUAGUAGAAAACCUGGUGAUGGCAGUCCUGCACUAAAAAGACGUACUCCUCCUCCUGUGUCAUCGCAAAGUCGUCGUUCUAAUGUUUUUAGAAGUAGAAGUCGUUCUCCUUCUGAUUCUGAACGUUUUAAGGUGUCAAGUUUGUCAAGAGGCAGUUCUCUGGAAUCUUUGAAAUCGAAAAACUCCCCGCGGCGAACAGUUACCAAGUCGCGUCGUUUUGGAAUUAAAGAAAUUGACUUUGGAAAUCUUGAGUCAAGAAUUCAUACUUUACAAAAAAUGUUAAGAGACGGGAUAAACUUGAAUUGACGGUAAUAAGAAUUAUUUACAUGACCUCAAUCUACAUUAUGGUGUUGUGAUCGGUAAGACUGAUAUGGAGAAUAACACUUACAUAUUAAAAAAAAAAA